Neoarius graeffei (lesser salmon catfish) is the source of this 1352-nucleotide messenger RNA. RefSeq lists its product as uncharacterized. Lineage: Eukaryota; Metazoa; Chordata; Actinopteri; Siluriformes; Ariidae. The transcript has 2 exons. Bases 273 to 1055 code for a protein of 260 amino acids. The record is from RefSeq and is a predicted model, not a curated record.
UCUUGUACCGCUCGCCGCCAUGUUGAAAAGGUUAAAGUUCAGCUCAUCUUGGCAACUCGUGUAUCAAAAUUUUCUACGAGUUGCCCAGUGGAAAAUACCACAAGAGGGGGCGUUCAUGUGUGCUUUCCAUGUCGGCGUUUGGUAUUUACCAUAAUUCCCAUAGCACUUGAACGCAGCAUCAGAGAAGAAGUAGGACGCAUGCGCAUAAACCCUUUCUUCUACCCGGCGGGAAGCACUCACAGGAACAAACACACAACAACAAGAAGAAGAAGAUGGCUCCGACUCCGGGAGGAAAAACCGACUCUCUUAUCUGGACCGAUGACGAGGCGGAGUUACUCCUGCGAGUGACUCUGAACUAUAAAACCUCUAAAUAUCAGAAGAAUGUGGACUGGGAGACAUGCCAAACCAAGUACGGAGAUAUUGCGCUCGCCUUUCGGCAGCAGUAUACCACCGGGGACAUGGCUGCAGAGAAGGGCUUUCCUCGCAACCCCAGCAACAUCUCAAAGGCCCAGAUUACUGCAAAACUGAAGGGGAUAAGAAAUAAAUACCGGCAUGCCGUCGACUCUGGGCGUCGGAGUGGCCACGGACGUGUGGUUCUAAUAUUCUUUGAACUGUGCGAAGAGAUCUGGGGUGGAUCGCCUGGAACCGACAGCAUCCCGUCGGGCACCGAGAGUGCUGGUAUGGUGGAAGAUUCGGCCUCCUCCUCGACAUCUGAUUCUCCCAGGUCGCCUGUGGAACUAGAAGUUUCUCCGGCUUCCACCGUGUCUGCUGCAAAGGUCAACCGUCAGAGAAAUGUGUUUCAGGCAAAACUCGAUAGCCACAGAGGUGACAGGCUAAAGAAGAAGGCCCCAGCGGAUGCAGCCGUGCAGGAGGAUCUCCAGAUAAAGAGGAGAAUGCUGCAGCUCAUGGAGGAGUCAGAGAAGCGUGCCAGUGAGCACCUGGAGCGGGUGAACAACAAUAUUGAACUCGUCACAAGCACCGUUAAGAAUGGGUUCGAACUGCUUCAGACACUUGUGCUCCAGCAACAACCACAAGCCCCUGCUCCACAUCCAUAAAGGCCAUACAUGCCAGCACACCAUGCAGCACCGCCUUACCUGCGCGCACCGCGUCAUCCUGCAGAUGCAUACACACCGUUACAUGGCACAACAAGCUACACACCACCCCAUCACACAGCAUGCUGCAAGAGGAAGGUGUGGACACGUAAAGACUGUGCCUCAUUGUGCUGGUUUCUUUUUCCCAUGUGUGUACAGAAUUUGGAAAUCGUGCCUUCUGUGUGUACAAAUUAGUUUUGUGUGCAUAGUUUUAUAUAACUUUAAUUUUCUUAUUGUGUGUGAACAUUUUGAAAAGCAGUC